AUGGCGGAUCGAUACGGCCAACCGAAUCAACAAGAUUUCCAUGACUUUGACCAAAUCAAGCCCGAAAACCGCUUCGAUACCAGCAAAGGAGGUGCCAAUGAAAAUGGCAAUAUCCAAAAACAGAUAGAUACUGCACGCAAUAUUACAGAUCGGAGGAAUUUAGAGCGAGGUUCGACGAGUUCCUCUACUGUGGAUAAGAAUAAGAAUCGCCCGGUAAAAGAUCGAACCCCUCCCGCAGCCGAUGACAAAGGAACAAGCACCAAGCGUCAGAAAACGUAG
Sclerotinia borealis F-4128 is the source of this 279-nucleotide messenger RNA. The record is from the annotation of a GenBank genome assembly. NCBI's taxonomy places the organism in Eukaryota, Fungi, Ascomycota, Leotiomycetes, Helotiales, Sclerotiniaceae.